GGAAGUUCCUAGAUCGGAGCGCAGCGCUAUACUCCCCAGUUAGAGAAGAAACGUCAACCAUUCCCUGCAAUUCCCUGUUCGGUCCGGUUCGCUUGCUGCUCGCUAUUCAAAUAUCCAGGCUGGCUCGGUCAAAUGGUGCAUGUGUGCGUGAGCACAAGUGUCUCCCUCGCUCUCGAUCACCGCGUGCACGUAGACGAGCGGUCGCGCGUUUAUGCAUGUGUUGGAAGUAUACACGCGUGUGCGUUUCCCGUUCCGCGAUUCGCGUUCGCGUAUUCCGAAAAGAUGGCCGUCAUGAAAGCGUACUGUGGUGAUGUUGACGUCGUUCGUAGCAAGGCCGCGUCACGUCCUGGAGAAGCGUGAAAAGAACGUGAUCAUUCGAAUGCUUCCACGGUUCCCGUGGUGCGCUCGUAGGAGAACACGUUGCAGCGAGGAACUAGCAGUUGAUAAUCGGAAACGCGAGUGCUGUGUUCGCAAGAUCCCUCUCGCAGUGCUCGACGAAAACGACGACGAACGGUAUAGAGGAGAACGAAGAGAGGGAGAGCCAGCGAGGAACGUGCCCACCGAGAGCUUGAAGGGAAUCGUAUGCGACGGACAGAGGAGCCGACGAACAGUUUGCCAAAGAGCAGAGGUGAAACGGAGGGAACGAAGAAAAGUUGUCGCCGAGCGCGUGUCGAAUACAACAGGGUGAUACGGAAGUGAGGUGAUUAAAUAGAAUCCGCGGGUGGUGUAUGCGGUGCCGCGAGUGAAACAAAUGCGUGCGCGUCAUACGCGAACGAGCCUCUCUCUCGUCAACGAUAUCCCGAUCAACCUGUUCUUCGUAUCUCGUCGGGGUUGCGUUUCACGCGUGACUCGAAACUUUGUGUCAACGAGGGACGGCCAUAUUAAUCCGUAGCCCCCGCCGUCGCUAACAUAUUCCAACGUUCUUACUUCCUCGAGGUAGUGCCUCCGUUUUACAAUUUUCCUUACAUUUCUCAGAGCGUAUCUCGUGUCGUACCGUAUCGUGUAUUGUGUGUCGUAUGCCGUGCCGUGUCGUGUCGUGUGUCGUGUCGUGCCUUGCCUCGCUGUACCAUAUCGUGUCCUACGUAUCAUGCCGUGAUCCCUGAGUACUUUGGAUACACGUCGUCGUCGGAAAAUAGUCUCCGGAUUUUCGCCGAAUGACGGUGCGUGUACAUAACGCGUGGACGGCGGUACUUAGGCGUACGAGCAACACAAACGAGGAUCACUGCGUGAAUUCCGUGCCGCCCGAUGUUCGUGUAUCCUAUGGAAACAACUUACCGGUUCUCCACCACCGUGUCUACCCACUUUGCCAGCAGUACCACCCUUCCUAGAUUCUGUACUACCCGCAGAAUGGUAGCAGUGCAGCAGGCAUCAGAGUUCGAUUGGUAGUAGAAGAUCUCCGGCGGCAGUUUCAGUAGUAACGAAGCUCAGGGCGCGAAAGAACCGAGGAAGACCUGGCGGAGAUCAAGCGGAAGAAAGAAAGGAAGAAAGCAGGCAGCGGGAAGAGGAAGGGAAAGAGAAAAGGAACAAAGAGGAGAGGAGGAAACGUGAAGAACGAGAAAAGGGAAGAUAGGCGGCUGGUCUCGUAGGAGGACAUUGUCGCGCGGAUCUUCCGGUUAUUCAGGGUCGAGCCUUGGAACUGCGAAGGUUGCUGAUGUCCGCUACGAGCCCUACCCCUAUCCCUGCCAGCUCGCCGUCGUUCGAACAGAGCAACGCGGUGACGUCGACGAGGAUCGUCGAGUCGCGGACCGACCACCGAAGAAGAAGGAACAUUUUUUACCUACGCGUUCUCCACGAAAGAAAUACAUUGAUCAGUACUGCUGCUGUAUCGCCGAUCAGUUCCACCACCACUCUGAAUGUCUUCGCACAUCCAAAAGUCGUGCGUGGUGAGGACACAGGGGCUUGAAGCGACAUUGAGUGACAGCAAAAAGAAGUACGGCGACAAGGUGAAUGCACUUCUGUCUGCCUGGGAGCAUGUCACCAAUUUCAUUCCAGGGGCGACGCCAGAGGCCACCCAGUCUCUCAUAGAAUGGGCUCACAAACACACAUUGAAAUUGGUAUUGCGCGGGGAGUGGCCAAAGUUGUCACCCGCGACGAAGACGCACCUCAGCGUAACGUUACAGAGGUGCGCGUCUCACCUGGUGCAACACCCCGCUGCACCCAGGUGUACUGCCCUGAUAGCUCUCGUGCACAAUCCAUGGACGCAUCCCGCGCUCGACAGCAUACUUAAUGGCCAACCCGACGCCGAACAUGAGGAAGAAUUCUGCUGUUCGGAGAAAGGGGAACUGUUGACAAUGAGACUGAAGAUACUCUGCGAGGACCGCUGCGAGGACAUAGCGGUGAACCUCGCCGCAGCUUGCGUACGCUCCCUCCGGCGGAGCGAUCGGCUGCGCUCGCUCUCCGAUUCCCAACACGUUCAUUAUAUGAUCGACGUCUACAUCGUUCUCUUGUACAAAUUAAAACGCACGCAAGAUAUAUUCGCUCAACUAAAAUUAAUGGACCUUAGCGACGGACUGGAGUUGGUCCAGAGACUCAGCGGUGAAAGACCUACCAAGUAUGGGACUGCGCGCGUUUGGAGGAAUUCGAUAAAGGCUGCCGAAUUGGUCGCACAAUAUCUCGUUACCGCCGGCAUGGUGCGUCCCGUGCCGGAAACGGGCGCGAACAUUUUGGAACAGAUUCUAACUUCCUGGGCGUUGUUGCAUUUGAAAUUAAAGGACGUCGCGCUCACGUUGCCGGGAAUGAUAAGGAAGCUGAUCGAGCCCGCCGAAAGCGCUCAGCACAUUUACAUUUUCUGCGCUGUACUUCUCAAGCACUUUGGCGACAGUAUAAAACCUCUGGUGAUCGAGCUGUAUAUCAGGGCGUUGACCACGGACAUGAACGAGCUGGAGAGCCAAAAAGCGAAAUCCGACACGGAGAAGGUUCGCGAGACGGCGAAACGGCUAAGCACGCAGUUUCUGAAGCUGGCCGACGUCGUUGGUAGCAACAUCGGUAUCGCUCGGGAAUGCGUGUUGACAGCUUUCUCUCUUCAUCCGACCAGGGCCUGUUACGAUAGGAUCAAGGAGAUCGCCGUCGCGUGCGGGAAGACCAAAGAGGUUGGCGGUGGUCCGUCCACCGACGACAAGGCCGUGGUUGUAGAGAAGCUGAAGCAAGUCGUCGAGAAUAAUCAUUCGAACGCGGGUUUGACGAGAACCGAGAAUAACACUGCGGACGAUAGUAAAAACGAUGAGGCGGGGAAAGUAUCGGGCGCGGAUUCGAACGUCAAGAAGAACAUCGAUUUUCAGAACGGGCAAGUGAGCAAGACUUUCGAGCGCACGGAUCAACUCCUGAAAAGUCUUUUGACUCCGAAAAAAGAUGACGCGGUCGACAGGUGCUCCUCGCAUUCAGCGGGGGAGUCGGCGUCGAACAAGACUCUCGGCGAGCUGCGUUUCAACCGCGAAGAAUUCACUGGGAACGAGGAGUCGAAGAACGGAUCUCAGGAAGCGACGAAGGACGACGCGUCGAAGAACAUCGAAAGGACACUGGACGCUCUGAUCCUGAUCAAGGGCGAGACAGUUACGGAGUCCGCGAAUUAUGACGAGAAAUCCGUGCCAAAUCAAGUGUUAGACGCGGGUAAACUAGGUCUGUCGCCGCAGCUCUGUGACGAUCUCGCCGUUGUUCUGAGCAGUCCACGUUAUCACAUGUUGACCUGGGUGCUCGAUUGGAAGGAGUUGAACAGCUUGUGCGAGAGAUACUUGGAGAACGCCGAGGAGAUGAGGAAUACCAAUAAGGAGCUCAAGUAUCUGAACAUAGAUUAUUCCCAGUUCAAGGAUUGGCCUUCGGAGGAUGAGACGAAGGAUAUUUUCUUCGGUAUCGAGAAGGGAUACGAACAAUGGGUCGACUUGCCUUCGGACAAUUCGGAACAGUUCGGUAGCUUCCAGCCUGCCGGCGGUUACAAGAGAUCGUCGACUAGGAUCGACGAUACGACGACGACCGACUCGGACAGCGGGAGCGUCCAGCGGAUACGGAGAACCGGCAGGCAGAGAAAGGUCCACAGAUUAGAAUCGUCAGAGAGCGAAUACGACAGUAGAGAACGUAAACCGAAGCACUUUCGAAACAGAGCAAGCUCGAUGUCCGAUACUGAUAGCAAUACGCCAGACAGCCAAACAGACAGCCUCGACAGCAGUGGCUGCCGGCUGGACGUAAAGAAGAAGCCGGGCAAAGCGUCCGGCAAGGAGGCGAACAAGAGGCGUUCGAAGCCCUCGAAAUUGACCGUCGAAUCGGUCUCGCAUUUUCAUAUGCUCGUUAAUGAGAAUGUUCGACACACGAACACAAACGAAGACGCAAGCGGUUCUGACGUGAGUAGUAACGAUAUUAUAACUUUGUUCUCUGCCGAUAUGGACGAAAAUAAACGGGAGACGAUAAAAGGUUCGGCAUACACGGCGGCUGCGCCUUUAAUAAUUACAGAGAGGAGGAGCGACCCAGCGGUGCUUAAAUCGUUGAGGAUGUUCAGGCCACAGAACGCGAAGAAACCGACGAGAAUCUCUCAGAUACUUCAAAAGAAUCUUUUGAACAAGAGCAAGGACAAUAAUAAUUUAGAGAACAGUGCGAAUAGCGCGACGAAAUUUGCGCCGAUGCUUAGCACGCUUAAUUUAAACCCAAAGAUCGUAUUGACCAGAGCGGAUGAACCCAAUCGGAAAUUAAUCAGAUCGAAGAAGCAGCAACGACUGAGUAGCGGAGAUAUUACCAGCGAGCUAAUCAACAUUCAGAAGAACAUGCCAUUCUCUCCGAACAAGAACACCUUGUCGACAUACCAAAAGCAGAAGGGGAAUGGAACUGCGAUUACCGGUAAAUCGGAUUUGUCCUCUGGCGAUGGUCGGGACUUGAACUCCAAAUCGAAUCUCGGGAAGCGGAAGUUGGAUAUUCUCGCGAAGGCCGUCAGGGACUCGGAUAUCUUGGCGAAAAACGUGCCCGGUUUGAAUUCGUUGGACAUGAUGGUACCUCCGAGAAUGCGACCGACGGUGAACGUGGUUCAGCUUUCGAGGAACAUUCCGCAGAGUCCGAACUCUGGCUCGGUGAACAGCGGUAACACACCGCCGAGGCCGAACAGAACGCCCAGCGUAGCUGGGAACAUUCAACUACCCGGUACGCCUUCCUCCGGUGGGCACGACAGCGGCGUUGGCAUGAGUCCAGCCGGUCAAACGCCUCCUCCCAGGUCGUCGACCCUUCCCGACGUUGGCGAGGAGACGAAUCAACCGCCGGACAGAUCGCCAACUUCGUCUACAACCACGAACGUGUCAACUCAACUCGAGACCGAAUCGAAUUUAAGGACCGUGGUGAUUCGACGAAAUCAACAUAGCCAGUCCCCGAAGAAAUCACCCUCUCCUUGCUCGGGGGUCGCGACGACGACCACGACGACCAGUUCGGAAAUAGCCGCGACCACCAUUACUUCCGAUCAGUUACAAAUCGUUUGCAAGUCGGACGGUUCUUACGGCCGCGUGGUUACGGUGAAUCCAAACGUGGUGUCGAACCAGAGGAACAUCCUUAAUCUGCAAAAUAUCGACGAUGGGAGCGUUGGUAAUUUCUCUCGGCAGAAUCAGAGGAACGAGAACGCGUCGAGCAGGAGCACGUACGACAGGUUGACGUCUACGAAAGCGUCCACACAAUCGGGACAGAACACUGGUUUGCCCAAAUUUCAACAGGCAUUCGGGAAGACUAUAUAUACGCUCUCAGCCGACACGUCGACGAGCGGUGGUACCGUAAUUACAUCGGAGACUCAAGUUCAAUCAGCUUCUCCGUCGAAGACUACGAACUUGUCGAAAGCGGUGCAGACGUCCGUUCGUAAUACGCAGCAUACGAACUCGUCCUCCGGUAUCAACGUACAGUCGAUCACAAACAUUCCAAACGCAUUACAAUUGUCCGCAAAUAGACAAAUAUUGAAUAUCGUCCAGAGUUCUGGAAACAACGCGAACGUGGCGACGAGCCCGAACACGAAUCAAACGUUGACGCAGCUGGUGCAGAGCGUUCAGAACGCGUCACCGGGUGUGAUAUACACGCACAAAAUACCUGUUACUAUAUCCACCACGAACCCGAGUCAAUUGAACAUUAUACCGACUAUAUCGCACACGAAUUCGAUACCAGCCGGUAGAACGCCCGUAGUAAAAUUGAACAUAAUUCGCACUCCCUUGAGGCAACAGAACAUCACCGGAGCUAUUCAAGCUGUCUUGGCUACGCCUAGAUUGCAACAACCCCAGCAGCAGCAGCAACAACAACAACAACAACAGCAACAGCAACAGCAACAACCACAGACGUCGCAACAGACACCAGUCAGAACGGACAGUUUGCUCGGCUCUCCGAUAGAAGUGACGAACCAAGUCAGUUCUAACACCUUGGAACAACAGCUGAGAGAAUUCGAGAGCGUUUUGGAGCAAGUAAAAGGGAGGAGUACGAUUCAUCCGGAUUCUCAUCAGACCGCGUCGACCACGGCUACCACGACGGUUCAGACGCAGACCACUACUCAGCAGACGCAAGCUACGAAACAGCAGCAAGUGUCUGUGAGCGCUUUGGCUCAACAACUUCUGAUGCCGACACAGCAGUCCGGCAACAGCGAUUUCGCGAACAACAGUAACACCGUGAAUUUCCAACAAGACGUAUUCUCCCAAAAAGUUUCACUGGCUUACGUGAACCAAAACGCGGCUGGACCUGUCGCCACGAAGACUCCGAAUUCUACGCCGGUCGUCGUUGUCACCAGCUACUGUCAACCGGCAGCCUCGCCGGCGUUGAGCGUCACUUCGCAAAGUUCUUCCAGUCCGUGCGUCACUCCGGCACCGGCAUCCAUACCGUCCGCCGGGAAAACACCUACCACUUCGCCUUCCUCGAAAACAGCGAAGAAGUCGACGCAGAAAACUUUAAAGACCAGCGCCACGAACACCUCGAAGGCUUCGCCGAUACCGAAGCCUCAGCAAAAACCGCAAGAGGACGAGCAGACCACUCAAAGAAUUUACGCGAUUCUAGAUGAAUACGCGGAACAAUUGCGAAAUUCUCCAGAUCUGAAGAACAAACCAGCACCGAGAAGAAGAUCGAACCCACCGACAAACCCUAGUCAGUCGUCGAAGAGGAAAAAAUCGAACGCCAACAAAUCGAAACCGGCUGGCCAACAGAAUCCGGAACUGAGUCCGAGCACGGACGAUCUUGGUAGAACCAUGGGCAGCGAGGACUCUUCAAGCGGCGUAGCACCGGUGCAAGAUAGCCCGGCAGGUUUUUCCGCGCCGGAGGAACCGACCAGUAACGUCGGGAACAUGACGGACGCGGCAGCGGAAGUCAGGAAUUUGACCAGCGACUCGAACGAUGGAGUUGAACUGAACGCUAAGAGGCGAAAUUUGAUUUUUACGGAGCCGGGUUCCGGACAACCUAGGGCGGCGGUGAUCGUACAGGAAGCUAUGCAAACUAGCUCUGUGAGCGUCAGCGAAGCUUUGGCCUCGGUCACGGGGAAAAUGGGGAGCACCGCUGUCCUAGUUCCAGGCACUAACUACAUCGUACCGAUGAACCUGGUAAAAGGAGGCCAACAAUUCACGAUAGUAUCCAGCGGUUCGAAGCUUCUCGCGGCGGUGCCGGCGACCGUUCGAACCGCCGGAAACACUGGAGUUUCAAACACUCUUGUUCUCCAGUCCUUUCUGAACCAGGCUGGGAAGAUAAUCUCCCAGCCGCAGGUAAAACAAGUGAAACUACCAACGUUACAAACAUUGUCGGGCAAUCAAACUCUGACCACUGGGCAGAACGUCCAAGGCGCCUCCUCGGUAGUGAUACCUCCGACGGGAACCAGCGGCCAGUUCGGGAGCGAAACACCCACGGAGAAGAGCAACGUCGCCGGUGAUUUGGCUACGGUAAAGUCCGAAACUGGAGGAGUCGCCGGCGAAUCUACAACGAACUCGAUCGUUGUUAAUAAGAGCAGCCCCGCGAUUGGUCUGAUACAACGUAAUUUGAAUGAGACCACGGAGAACCAACAGAUAUGUGGAGUGAUCACCAGCAAUCCUAAUUUAUCUUUACAAAGUGCGAGGCUGUUCAAUUCUUCUAUUCACAAAUUGUCUACGCCGGGAUUGAAAUCGGAAAACGUGGUGUGCUUGACGCCUUCGGCAACGGUGAGUCAUGCAGCUGAGAAAAAAUCGCCGCAGGAGACCCAGGCUCAAAACGAAAAGCCUGUGUCGAUUCAAAGUAGUACUACGAUUGCUCUCGCUUUCGCGACUCAGUCCGACGUUUCUAUGCUGAACGACCAACAGCAGCAGCAACAGCAACAGCAACAGCAGUUACAGCCGCAGCAGCAACAGCAGCAACAAAAAGACACGAAGGAGGUGCCCAUGGAUAUAAUACCUGGCUCUAAGAUCAUCUCCCCGAAAACGGUGAAGAGAAAAAUCGACGACGUAUUGGGUAUGUCGGAGACUGUUCCGAAAACCUUGAUCACUUCCGAACGCUCUGUCAUUUGUUCGGGCCAUAUCGCGUCGUUACACAGUAACGAGAAAAAAAUUGAUUCCAUGUCGACGAUGACAGUUGCAAGCAAGCAGUCCACAGGGAUCGACAACGCGACUCAGUUCCUCGUGACCGGUGGUCCUAGCAGCUCGGACAGCCAAGAAUCUCCCGUGCAACAGUCCGGCGACGGUAUGGAUGUUUCGUGCAAAGUUGGCAAUGGUUUACUGUACGGAAACGCGAGGUUGCAAGAAGCCUGGGAACCGGAGGGCAAAGUGUCGCCUGAUACUCCUUGGCGAUACGUUCCCGCGUCUACGAACUCGUUGAACAUCGAGCCGUUGAACUCGCGAUACCAGGAGAAUACGGACAACGUGCAGAGCGUCCUCCAGAUCAUCAACAAGGGCCAGGGCAUCGAGAUGGCCAGCGGGCAUAUCUACCAGUCGAACACGAAGAAGUAUAUCAUGAACCAUACUUUGGAACCGUUCCAACAAUAUUCGAACAAGAACAACAUGAUGAAGAUACCGUUGAACCCUAGAUUGGAUCGGGAACUACUGCAGCAGAAGACUGAGAGAAAAGCGGCUGCAAUAGAACGCGAGAUGAGGUUGCAGAAAAGUCUGUCGGAGGAGUGCGAGGAUCUGGGAGUGGACGAACCGAGCACCAGCGAUCUUUUCCCAGAAGCAGAUCUAUUGUUUGACAACAAUCAUUCACCGUCGUUCGAUCACUCUUCUCAAGACGCUUCUUGCAGUCAACCGCUGGGAAUGAAAUCGUACGGCGGUUCUUAUUUCCGAUCUCUGGAUUCGUCGAGCGGCAGCAGGGACACCAGUCCCAUCGCCGACUUGAAGAUAACCGAGCGUAGGAGAAGUCUGAGCCAACGAGCGAGGUCCGCGCAGGAAUCGUUGAAGAGACCGAAGAGAGAUAAGGCGGAGGAUCUGCGUUUAGACAAUCCAGCGAAACACAUGCGUCUAGCGUUGGAUAAUCUGAGUCAGGACGAGGCAUCGAACAGCAACUCGGACAUCUCGAGGUUGUCGCCGACGAACUUGGGUUCACUAGAGAACGAUUCGCUGAAGGACACUGGUCGGACGAAGAUCAUGUCGCGGAACGGUUCCAAAGAAGGCUCGCCGAGCAGCGUGUCCAGCAUCCCCUCUAACAUGAAACUAGACAUCGAUCUGGACUCGGAAUCGUUACCACCGAGUAUCAACGUGAACAACACGUCCGCGGCGAGCUCGGGAGACGAGAGCUUGACCUUGCUCAGCGGGAACAACGCGGACGUGACGAUACCCUCGCCCCUCUCGCCAAUCGCUGGCCCGAUGCUCUCGACGCAUAAAUAUACGUACACCAAUAAAAAGCGGAUCGCGUCGAAACUUACGAGAAUGGAUUAUCUUUCUUGGGGAAGUCCGAUGUCUGAAAGAACGAGAUCGAGCAGCGACGAGGAAGAUUCCAGUAUAAGCGAGUCGGUAAGCAGCCAGCCGGAGGAAAACACGUUGAGCAAUGGUCUCGAAGACAGCGUGCAGAGUCUCAAGACCCCUCGCGAUCGCCACUGCAACUUCUUGAAGAAGAAGGAGAAGCUGCAGAUGAACUCGAGGAUGAUGUUGAAUCGAGCCGAUCACAAGGGAAGCGGUUUGUCGAAGCGCGGCAAGUCGAACGAGUCGAUCCAAGAGUCGGUGAUCGUAUCCAGCGACAAGACCUCCGAGCCGUCAGACGACGAGGCAGGGAACAUUACUCUGGUUGAGCCGGACUGUCGAGCCAGGCGUUCCAGUUUACGUGGACACGUUAAAAAAGGCUGCGCCUGUUGCAACGGAUCGCCAGAGAGGCCAAAGAAGAAGGCAGUCAAGUCGGAUCACUCCAGGUUAAAGAAACGAUUGUCGCUGAAACAGGCCGGCAAGAAGAGGUAGUCCUAGCGUUCGAACGCUCGACGGAGCAUCGAGUAUUCUAUCCAAGUACUUUGUGCUCAUCCCUGGCGACGCUUCUCCAGUGACGAAGGAAUCAUCGCAUGUUCGUAGCUUCUGAAAGCACGUCGAGAUAUAAUCGCUCCACCGGACGAUGCCUGUAACAAGCUUGUACAUAUACAUAUUAGCAAAUGCGAAAUUUGUUAGACAUGUGCUUUUGCGAUACGCUCGUACGCGAUGUGCCUGUACUCGCGUAGGUAGCGAACCUGGACCGCGGGGCAGUUCUCCACUCGAUAUAAACUGACUCUGAACUCUUUUCGGGAGAUGAGAGUGCGCGAGAAAGAGGGAGAGAAUGGUUUAUUACAACAGUUUUCGAUAACAAUAGAUCAUCCUUUUACCAUUAGCCGUUACUACGAUACUAGUUGUAAGGUGCAGAUUAUAAUGAAAGGCAGACUUAGAUUAAAAUCGUUACGAAUAUUAGAGACACAAUCUAGUCAAGAGACGGCGAGAGCUUUCGUGAGUGAUAGAAGCAGCCGUCGAGGUGAAAGGGAUUGCAAACGAGACAUUUCGACGAAAUGGAGAAACAGAGUGUACUCGAUCGUCGAGCGAUAGAUCCCUCGCAGACUAAAGAAUUUAUUAUUAAAAAGCCUGAAUUUAUAAUUCUGUCUAUCGUAUCUAUCUGUCGCGAUGAUACUGUUCCACGUUCUUAAAUGGUAUGGUCAGACUGAGUAGACGAACAGUCUAUAUGUAGAUCUCGUUUGAUGAAUUAACGUAGUAGUACACGCAUUGAACUUCUGCCUUGCCGUAACACUUUUCGAUAACUUCAGACGACGAGUUUCAACUUUGUACCCGAGGCGAUCCUUGUAAAUCGCGAUGCAUCGAGACCUCGAUGCGACGAAUCGGAAUUUAAAAAGAGCGAACUACUAGCGGCAAUAGAAACCAAAUGAAGGGUACAAGAUCUAAAAGAUAUCGAGAAUAAGAGGAAGUGAGGAGGACGGGAAACUAUGUAAAGCAACGUUGAGUCUCUCUGCAAGAGGCGACCAUACCUUGUCACGGUGCAUGUAAAGAAAAAAAAAUAUUCAAAAACUGUACAUUACGUAGAUAAUUCAUUAAACGUAUAGUAUUAUAUCGCUGCACUUUAGUACAAAAUCGCUUCACCUUGUUUUCCGAAUGACAAGUUUAUAUCAUCUUUUGGUGUGCUGUCGUGACGCGUGAAUGCAACUGCAACUUAUUAUAAAACGAAAACUUAUACGCAAACAAAGAAGAAAAAAAACGUUGUAAAGGUUGUAUAAUUAAGAUACCGCGAACACUUUUAAAAACAGAAGGUUUCCGUACGUUUCUUUCGCGUCUGAAUAGAGAUGAAGACACGCGAAACGCUAGGGGCUCGUUAGAUCGAGACGUUUAUUAUUAAUUAUUAUGUAUAUCUAUCUCGGCGCGGAGACACUAAAGAGUUAAGGAUGUUGAAAAGUAAUGUUCCUGUGAAUAGCCUCCUUUCGUGAUACGAACCAAAGCGACUCCGUUUUUAGAAGCCAACUAUAAAUCGAAGGAAAGGAAAAUGAUAAUGCAGAGAUGAUGACUCGACAGAGGAAAUUGCAGAACUAUGAAGGGGGAUGAAGUCAAGGGAGAGCGUAUUAAAUUUAUUGUCUUUCUUAUGUAAUCGGGAUGUGUAUCAGUUGCUUCGUUCUGAACGUAAUUAAUGUAAGAUAGACAUCUUCAUUUUUCCAUUCUGUCAACGAUUAGUAAAAUUCUACCUCGUACAUGCGUCGAUCAUUUGUCACGUGUAUCUCGUCAUCUUUUUAAGCAAUUUAUAUAACGCGAAUAAGUAAUUAUCCGCUGAAUCGCCCCGCUGUGACCCGGUACGAUUUGCAAUAAUACCCUUCACCCCCUUUGUGCAGAGGGCGAAGGGUAUUAUGAAACGAUUCAUUUCAUCGUUGCCCAGUAAAUUGAUAGUGAAGAGAAGAAGGGUACAUCGUCCGCGAGAGUUGUAUCUUUAGCAAUAACGAAGCGCGAAGAAAGAAAGAAGGGUCUGUGAGCAUCGCUCCAUUUAGGCCCGAGGCCUGUACAAAUCGACCGGUCUGGUUUGCCCCAUCAUCUUCCAUUCCGAUUGUAUCUUGUAAAUAAAAAACGCGUUCGAAAUUUGUCGAGUCGUUCGGCGAGACGAUGGCUGACUCUCUCGAGUAAACAUGGUUCCGGUGAGUCUCCAGCGGUGCGCGAUGACGAGAGAGAAAUAAAGUUAAUUUUGUCAUCGUAAACUAAACGUUAAGCCCUCAUCUUCCUGUACAGUUACUUAACAAACGACGUAGGAAACAAAAAGACGCAAAGGGAGGACGCGUGAAACCUGAAUCCUCGGGAGGAGACAGGCGACGACGGCUCGGCGGCGAAUAAAUUAGAGGCGAAACGUUAGAGAGAGAUGCAUCUUUUGUGUGUAGGUGUACAUUUUUCGAAGGAACGUCGCACCAAAAUAAUGAUAUGUAUUUUUUGAUGGAAUGGAAAAAGCGUUGCAUGUAGCUUAUACAUUUAGCGCAGAAAAUACAGUGAGAAACAGCGUGUGCGUGUAUGUACGUAUGCGUGGAGCGGGUGAAAGAGACCGAGCGAAAGACAGUUUAAAAAAAAAAAGGUAAAAAAAGAAGCGAGAGGGAGAGGAGAUACGAUUGUCAGUGAUAGUCUGGCCUCUUUUGCCACCUUUAGUCGUACCAAUCGCAUUUAUGAUAGAGAGAUAACUGUAGUCUUGGUAAAAUGAAGAAAAGAACUCGUAAAUGAAAUGUAAUUAAGUAAACGAGAAAGCUAGAAGAGAACAUUUAAGAAUAAGUAAAUCUUUUCAGAGCCGAGAGCUUUUCAGGUACUUAAAGAAAAUAAGAGAUACAGUGGAUGAAGCGAUAAACGAAGACACAGGAAAAAUAAUGGGAGGGAAGUAUGUAACGUGGAAUGGAACAAAACCGCUUUACACCGGCCGUUAAGCGAUUAACUUAAAAGUUUUUGUAUCGCGUUUUUUUUUUGUUAAGACUACUGUUUUUUCUCGCUCGAAGACACCUCCUUACUUACCAGUAUUCACGAGGACGAUGUCCGUCGCGUCACUUUGAUAUCUAUGAAACUACGAGCGAGCAGUAUGGGAGAAUAAUGUAGGGAAACGAAAUGAUCGUAGAGAAUGGAAGAGAGAACGAGUGAGAGUGAGAGUGAAAGAGCGAGAGAACGGCCGUGCACUGCAAAACGUACAUUGAUUGAGAUUACAUACGUAUUGUUCAAGCACAAAUCAGUUGAAAAUCUGAGAAACAAAUAACUAAUUACGAAACGAUGAAGGAGACCGAUGAGGGACGAGAAGCCAGAUGUGAAGGGGGGUAGAAAUUGUUGAAAAAUGAUUUAAAAAGAAAAGCUAAAUAUAAUUGUAGACAUCGGUACAGUCAUGUCCUGAAAACCAGACAAGUUGCUUAAAACCAAAUCUGCUUCUCUGUAUAUAAUCGAAACUGAUUGAAGAAGACAGCUAAAUAGAGAAAUACGAAUGAAGGGAACAUUUCUUUUCUAGACAUUACCAUUAUACAUAUGUACUGUAUUUACAUAAAACAUUAUAAUAAUGAUACAUAUUUUCGAGAUACACGACCAGUCGGGAAAAAUGUUUGCUCGUGGAAGGCCGCGCGGUUCGAUCUAAUUAUUAUGCAUCAUUGUACUAACGUAGAAUCAAUGUUUUACAUGUGAAUACACAGACGCGUGCACACUGACAUUUCUAUGUAAAUAAUUGACGAGCGUUUUAUGUGAGAGUAAAGGAAAACAAGAGAGAGAAGAAGUUUACGCGUAAACAAUUGCAGUUUCUUCGUAGUUUUCUCUGUGCGAUAAAUGUUAUUCCUUUCGUGACUUCGGCGGAUGCUGAAAAGGGCCUCGUUAUUUUAACACGUUCAGACAAAUACACGUACCGGACUGAUACUAUCAAAUUUAGAUUUCUAAGAUCGUUCUACUCGUAAGUAAAAUCGGUACAAAGAACCAGCAGCGGUGUAGUACAACUUCAAAUAUUUUUAGCAGCAGAGAGCGACGGGUACGUGAGCGAGUACUUAUACACCUUCUAAUUUCUCGGGGUUCACCCGACUCGUGGAGAACGGAAGUUUCUUUUCUUCUUACCCCGACACUUCUCUUUUCCACAUCUUAUCCCUUAGAGAUUCUCUCGCGAACGGCGAUAUCGUUUCGUUUAAUUUCGUACGAAGGAACGCUCCGAUUAAAUGAUCGCGAUGAAUGCGUGUACGUGCCCGGUUUAAAAUGACGAUUGACUUUAUAUACACGUGCGUUGAAACUGUGCUUUUUAUAUGCUUCGAAAUUGGCUUUCGUUUUCGAUAGUUACGAAACAAAAAAUACACGAACGAAACUUGUCGAAUUACCAGCAGUUAGAUAUCAUCAAACGAAUAUCCGAAGGAUAGGGAGGGAUUGGGAAGAGAUCGAGGAGCGAGAAACGAUGUUAAUUACGUUCAUAGUUGCUGAGAGUUACCAUCAAGUAUUUUCAUGUUCAAACGUACGAGGAGAUGUAAAGGCGGAUGAGAAACGAGCUGUGUAAUUGAUCGAUCGAUGUCGUUGAUUUUGGUCAGGAAAAGAAACGAUGAAAUACUCCAUGGAUAUGACUGUACAGCGUAUUAACUUGUCCGGAGGUACAUAUAUCGGGAAUCCUUUUUCAAAUCGGAGUAUUAAGGAUUACAUAUUGUACAUAAACAAGACAUAUUUUCUAUAUAAGGGACGUCGCUCGGUAAGGCCGAUGGCUCGAAAAAUAUUGCAAUAUUACGAUAAUUCUUUUAAGCGGUAGGAUAGCCUUUAAUCGUUUUAUGUAAUGUAAUGAUAGAAGAGGGUCUGGCAGAAUAAAAGUGAAAGUUCUGUAUUUAAAAAGUUUA
Messenger RNA from Ceratina calcarata, 15181 nucleotides. RefSeq lists its product as uncharacterized. The record is from RefSeq and is a predicted model, not a curated record. The transcript is spliced from 8 exons. Lineage: Eukaryota; Metazoa; Arthropoda; Insecta; Hymenoptera; Apidae. Bases 1854 to 10325 code for a protein of 2823 amino acids.